Rotaria socialis is the source of this 654-nucleotide messenger RNA. NCBI's taxonomy places the organism in Eukaryota, Metazoa, Rotifera, Eurotatoria, Philodinida, Philodinidae. The record is from the annotation of a GenBank genome assembly.
AUGCCCAAUUAUAUAGUAUGUGUUUUUGGUUCUGGCGGUGUUGGCAAGUCAUGUUUGACAAUUCAAUUUGUUCAAGGUAUAUUCAUGCCAAAAUAUGAUCCAACAAUCGAAGAUGUUUAUAAAAAAACGAUUGAAAUCGAUGAAAAGCGAUAUUCAUUAGAAAUUGUUGAUACCGCUGGAACAGAAGAGUUUUCUGCUAUGAAAGAUAUGUAUAUUAAAGAUUCUCAUGGAUUUCUACUUGUCUAUUCAAUAACAUCUCUAGCAACAUUCAAUGAUAUCAGUGGAUAUUAUGAUCGAAUACUGUCUGUGCAAGAUAUCGACACUCAUGGUCGACCAGCUAUUGUUCUAGUGGGAAAUAAAAGUGAUUUAGGAAAUGAAAGAAUUAUUACUCGUGAAGAUGGUCAAGCAUUAGCUAACAAAUGGAAUUGUACUUUUCUUGAAACAUCAGCCAAAGAUCGAGCAAAUGUUACAGAAGUUUUUUAUGAUUUAGUUCGACAAAUAAACCGUAAAACUCAAGCAUCACGACCAAGCAAACCUUCAAAAAAUAAUACCGAUCUAUCGGAUGGACGUGUGGAAAUUCGUAUAGAAUCAGCAACAUCAAAUUCGACAGGUCAACCGAACGAGAAACAGACCGGAUGUUGCCUCUUGUUAUAA